Molecule: messenger RNA, 2763 nt
Organism: Monomorium pharaonis (pharaoh ant)
Lineage: Eukaryota; Metazoa; Arthropoda; Insecta; Hymenoptera; Formicidae
Gene: Ccdc114
Product: coiled-coil domain-containing protein 63
Exons: 7
Coding region: 1092-2735 (547 amino acids)
Source: RefSeq, a predicted model, not a curated record
UCGCUCUUCGAUCGCUCUCGAAGAACGUCUGCCUCCCGAAGAAAAACUACGCCAAAAGCGUAGGGUAGAUAUUUCACACCUGGAGCGAUUCAAUGAUCAUGAGAAUCUAGCUCGGCGCCCAACGCAUUCGAUAUUUAACGUUCUCUAAUUAUGAGAAUGUAAAUGAGAAUGUAUCAGCUGCUGCGUGCUAUCUGGCUGUAUCAUGCUGGACUUUUUGCUCGUUUAACUCGUAGGAAACGAUUAACGCUAAUGCGAAAGGCAGAUCGAGUUCCGCGCGCUACAUCGCGCGGAGAAACGCCUCGUCCAGCCUCGUAUACUUGCUCUCUGAUCUGAUUUGCAAACGGAAACGCGUCGCGCGGAAUCCGGCUUUAACGAUCAAUAAACGGGAUAUCGAGCGGGAGCAAUUUGUAGAUACACUUCCGAUUGUCGCGCUCCGCUGAUAGAUUCUCGCUCGGAAUCGUAUCGCGGAAUAAGAUAGAGAUCAUUAAAAUCUCCGUCGCGUGAGAUUUCGAACUGAUUCACACCGCGUCGUGAAUUAUUAAGAGGCGGAACGCACUUAACGAGUAAUUUACAACUUUUCCUUAUUCUUCUUCCGCAAUUCAUCAAGAAGUUUAUAAUUUAUUUUAAUGAUUUGAUAUUUUAAAGCCACACAGUGUAUCUGUAGGUUUAAAAUGGUCAAGUAUUCAUGUGAGUUUGGCUGUGGGGAAAAUUCAAUUUCCGCAGCCGCCCAAACCGUUCGGCGAGCGUUACGUCGCUGGGCCCAUUGCUUAGCAACCGGAAGUAGCAACAGAAGCCAGCAGCUAUAGCGCACCUUACAGCUGCCUCGACUGCGCGGGGUGGCAGAUGUCUCUCUCAAAUGUCGGCGUCCAAUGUCAUCGGGGAUUACGACUGGAGUGCGAACGCCCCUGCAUGGAUCUUCGUGACCGACGUCGCCGAUCGCGAGGACGCCAACGUCUUCCGGUAGAAAAAACUGACGGCUUUCUCUCUCUCUCACUUCCCCCUUCCUCUACCUAUCUCCUAUGAGUCUGUCGUAAAAGAGAAGUAGAAGAACUCUCGUCAACGGAUAAGGCUGUCGAAAACGGGACUUGGAGAUGGCGUACAAGCAGCAACCAGUCCAGGACGAACUGGAGCUGGAGACGAUGGCGGAGGCCGAGCUCUCGAGGCUGAAGAGGCAGUACAGGAUAAUGGAGAACGAUCGGGCGGCGUGCGCGGAGGACGCGAGGCUCCAGCUCCGCAAUCAGCAGAACGCGAUCGAUCGUCUCGAAUACGAGAAGGCCGAACUCGUGCUGGCGAUUAAGACCGCGCGAUCGAAGGCAUUCACGCGUAAAGAUGUGGAGAUGGACGAGAAGCUGAGGUGUCUGCUGACGAAGCGCGCCAAGUAUCUCGAGUUGAUAGAGAACGAGAAGCGGCAGAUAGCCGAGCUUAACGAGCAGAUCGGCAAGCUUUCGAAGGAUGUCACGAGCAUGAAGAUGAAAGUGCGCACCGACCUGCAAUCACGGGAGAUAGCGGCGCAGCACAGUAAGACGAUACUCAUGCUGGAGAACCGGGCGGAGGUGGCCACAAAGAGGUUCAACCUGGUGAUAGCGGAGAACGCGAAGCUGCGCGCCGAGAUCGAGACCAUGUUGAAGGCGCGGGCGCAGUUCAUGGUGAUGUGGAACAAGCUGACCGGCCAACUGAACACCGGCAAGCAGAUCAUCAACGACCUGAUCGAGCAGGCGACGGUUACGUUCAAUCAGCGGGACGAGGAGCUCAACAAGAUCCAGGCGCUUCGCGAGAGAGGGAUAAGGGACCUGAAGAACCACACGUCGGAGAUGUGCGAAUUGAAGAGGACUUUGGACAACGAGAUGAAGCUGCAGGAGUUCCUCGGCGUGAAGGGACAGUUUCGCGAGAUGGUCGAUCUGAACGCGAAAAGGAAAGCCGAGAGGCAGGCCAGACGGGAGGAGAAGCAGAACAAGAUAGCGGCCUUCACGCAAAUCUUGCAGACGAUCAAACAAUUCACCGGCGAGCAAGAAAUCGACAAGCUCACCGCGCACUUCAUUAAGCAAGAGGAGGAAAAUUUCGCGCUCUUCAAUUACGUGAACGAGCUAAAUGACGAGCUAGAGAGUCUGCAGGCGAGGAUGGAACAGCUAACGGUGGCCAUCGACGAGGCACGAGCCUUGAAUGUACAUCGCGACGAACAGCAGGCCGAGACUUUGGAAAAGAUUACCAAGGAGUUGGAGAAACAGACAGCGCUAGCAGAUGCUGCCGAAGAGAAUCUUGCUCAGUGCAACAACGUGAUGGAUAAGCUACUGCACGGGAUCGACGGCCUCUUCAAGGCGAUACAUUGCGACAACUCGCCGAUUUUAGAAUUAUUAGGCGACAACACCCAAGUUACCACAAGCAACGUCAUGCUCUAUUUAGGCAUUAUCGAGAAACAGAUUACCGAAAUGUUCCACAAGGUUUACUGGGUGGACAAGGAAAGCAAAGCUCCGCAGUUGCGGGUAGAUGAAGAAAGGAAGCCCAGACUAAAAGUGCCUGCACUCAAUCGCAUCGUACCCACCCAACCCUGUGUCCUCUGCGUGGAACAGGAGCAGAUGCAGUUCGUUACGGAGGGCCUGGAAGUGCCGCUGACACGUGCCGAAGCCAUGCAGAAGUUGCAACAAAGGCUCACGGAGGAUUACACGGAGAUGCUUCACAACGUGUCCGCCUGCCACUUACCGGCGGCUAGGAAGAUUAUGCAAAGACGUUAUCAAUAAAGUGAAUUAACGACGAAGCAUUUUCUUC